Messenger RNA from Magnusiomyces paraingens, 954 nucleotides. RefSeq lists its product as uncharacterized. Gene Ontology annotation, molecular function: magnesium ion binding; ATP phosphoribosyltransferase activity. Lineage: Eukaryota; Fungi; Ascomycota; Dipodascomycetes; Dipodascales; Dipodascaceae. Gene Ontology annotation, biological process: L-histidine biosynthetic process. The transcript has 2 exons. The record is from RefSeq and is a predicted model, not a curated record. Bases 1 to 954 code for a protein of 317 amino acids. Gene Ontology annotation, cellular component: cytoplasm.
AUGGAUUUGGUCAAUCACCUCACAGACAGACUUCUUUUUGCCGUCCCUAAAAAGGGCCGUCUCAAUGAACGCGCAAUCCAACUGCUCAAUGGCGCUGACAUUCAGUUCAAAAGAUCCCACCGCCUUGAUAUCGCUCUUUCUACAAAUAUGCCCGUUGCUCUCGUCUUCUUACCAGCCGCUGAUAUCCCCCGUUUCGUUGCUGAAGGAAAGUGUGCCCUCGGUAUCACAGGCUAUGACCAAGUCUGUGAAAGUGGUAUGGAUUGUGAUAUGUUACUUGAUUUAAGUUUUGGCAAGUGCAAAUUACAAGUCCAGGUCCCUGAAGAUGGUCCCUUUUCUGAACCUAAGCAACUCAUUGGAAAAUCUAUCGUCACCUCCUUUACAAAGCUUACCACGGAAUUCUUUGCCAAACUUGAGGCUGAACAAGCUGCUGCUGCUGCUGAAGGAUCUAAAACUUCUGAUGCCAAUGAUAACCGGAUAUCAACUUCAAACCUUAAAACUACCAUAAAAUAUGUUGGCGGCUCUGUCGAAGCUGCUGUCGCUCUUGGCGUUGCAGAUGCCAUUGUUGAUCUCGUCGAGUCAGGCGAAACCAUGCGUGCUGCUGGCCUCAAGCCUAUUGGUACUCUUCUCAAUACUUCUGCUUGGCUUUUACAAUCCAAGCAUGCUUCACAAGAAGAUCUUGAACGUGUUAAAAUCAUUCGUUCUCGUAUCGAAGGUGUUCUUGCUGCUUCCCGUUACGUUCUUUGCAAUUAUAAUGCACCAAGAAAUAAUCUCCCAGCACUCCUCAAAAUUACUCCAGGCCGUAGAGCCCCUACCAUCACCCAACUCGAGGAAGAUAACUGGGUCGCUGUUUCUAGUAUGGUUCUGCAAACAGAUAUUGCUCAAGUCAUGGAUAAGCUCGAGGCUAAUGGAGCUGAGGAUAUUUUGGUCUUUAACAUUUCCAAUUGCAGAGUCUAA